Molecule: messenger RNA, 540 nt
Organism: Cladophialophora psammophila CBS 110553
Lineage: Eukaryota; Fungi; Ascomycota; Eurotiomycetes; Chaetothyriales; Herpotrichiellaceae
Exons: 1
Coding region: 1-540 (179 amino acids)
Source: RefSeq, a predicted model, not a curated record
AUGACGGGCACGAGCAACCUUUCCACGCCAAAGAGAUAUAUCACCACCAAUAAUGACAGUGGUGAAUCGGUGUUCACCCCUCGAAUCUCUCCAGAUCCUCCCUUUCGAACACUGCCAGAUGGGUCGAGAAUCAUGUUUUGCUACGGGACUGAUGAGUUUCCCAUCAACCUGAAUCUCGACCAGGAUUUACGGUCUUAUCAACAUCUCAUUGAUAAUCCGCCGGGAAUCGUUGUUCAGAAUGGCGUACCAUUUCGCAUCCUCGAUCUGCCACCUGGCUACACAUCACCCAUGCACCGCACUAUCAGCGUGAACUUCAAUGUCGUCCUCGAAGGACAGCUCGAGCUGAUCUUGGAUUCAGGGGAGAAGCGCAUACUCAACCGUGGCGAUUCGGCGAUACAACGGGCCAUCAAUCACGCAUGGAGGAACGUCAGCUCCACGGCAUGGGCUCGUAUGGUUGCCGUGCCCGUUCCAGCAGAGGCAAUACAGAUUGGUGACAGGAAGCUUGAAGGUACUGGCAUUCCAGGAAUGAAAUCUUCAUAG